AUGGGGGAGAAGGAGAAAAAGAAGACAAAUUCAAAUGACGGAUUCGUCAUUCAACCAACUAGCACCCCACCACCGAUCGACACCAGCAAGUGGCCCCUACUCCUCAAGAAUUACGAUAGGCUUAACGUCAGAACGGGGCACUACACGCCGCUGCCCUUCGGAAGCAGCCCACUGGCGCGGCCACUGCAGCAACAUCUGAACUACGGGUCUUUGCUGCUAGACAAGCCCGCAAAUCCUUCAUCACACGAGGUUGUCGCGUGGCUGAAGAAAAUCCUGCGGGUUGAAAAGACAGGCCACAGCGGCACCCUGGACCCGAAGGUGACAGGCUGCCUGCUCGUGUGUAUUAACAGGGCAACACGACUCGUGAAGAGUCAACAAAGCGCGGGGAAGGAAUACGUUGCCGUCGCUCGUUUUCACUCCAAACCAGAAAGCAAAGCCAAGGUGGCGCGGGCACUGGAGACCCUUACUGGCGCUCUCUUCCAAAGGCCACCUGUUAUUUCUGCUGUCAAGCGGCAGCUUCGUAUCAGGACGAUAUACGAGUCUGAGAUACUGUCUUACGACGAGGAAAAGCACUUGAGUGGAAAUUUGCAAGAAGACGGGAACCUCGUCACGCUGCACGAUGUCCUCGAUGCGAUGUAUGUCUACGACGCAUUCCGAGACGAAACUUACUUGAGAAGAAUUAUCUUCCCAUUGGAGAUGCUCCUAGUGGGCCUUCCCCGUAUCGUGGUGAAGGACUCAUGUGUCAACGCCAUUUGUUACGGCGCAAAACUCAUGAUUCCUGGUGUGCUAAGGUUUGAAAAUAACAUUGAAGUCAACGCAGAAGUUGUCCUCAUGACGACAAAGGGAGAAGCCAUUGCGCUAGGUGUAGCGCAGAUGUCAACGCCAGUUAUAGCUAGCGUUGACCAUGGGGUUGUGGCUGCGGUGAAGCGGGUGUUGAUGGAUCGGGACACUUAUGCGAUGCGGUGGGGCUACGGGCCGCGUGCGUCUGAGAAGAAGAAGAUGAUUUUGGGGGGACUGUUGGACAAGAAAGGAAGACCUAACGAGAACACGCCCAAAGAAUGGCUCAAGACAGAAGGGUUCCUCCCCAAAUUAACGGGAGAACCGCAAACACCGCAAGCACCAACUCCUCCCGCCGUGAAAGCAGAACGGGAAGAGCAGCCAGCAGCAACGGAAACAGAUGAAGCGACACAGAACGGAGUCACUCAAAAGCUGAAGAAGAAAAAGAGACGCGCUGAGGAAGAGGAAGCAAGUCUGGAGGAGGUCGCAGACAAACCACCGAAAAAACAUAAGAAGAAGAAGCAUCGAGAGACGGAAGAGGACGAUGAAUGA
Molecule: messenger RNA, 1329 nt
Organism: Eimeria acervulina
Lineage: Eukaryota; Apicomplexa; Conoidasida; Eucoccidiorida; Eimeriidae
Product: centromere/microtubule binding protein, putative
Exons: 10
Coding region: 1-1329 (442 amino acids)
Biological process (GO): box H/ACA sno(s)RNA 3'-end processing; mRNA pseudouridine synthesis; rRNA pseudouridine synthesis
Cellular component (GO): box H/ACA snoRNP complex
Molecular function (GO): pseudouridine synthase activity; RNA binding
Source: RefSeq, a predicted model, not a curated record